Messenger RNA from Nematocida homosporus, 813 nucleotides. RefSeq lists its product as uncharacterized. The transcript has a single exon. Bases 1 to 813 code for a protein of 270 amino acids. Lineage: Eukaryota; Fungi; Microsporidia. The record is from RefSeq and is a predicted model, not a curated record. Gene Ontology annotation, cellular component: membrane.
AUGGCCGGUUGUGGCAAAAUAUUUAUGCGGGGUAAAGAUAGGGUGGCUGGUCUAUUGAGUGUAGAACGUAAAAGGAUGGAAGAUAUGUUGAUUUCGAGUGCUCUGGUGGUGGGAGUUAUUUUGGGGGUUUAUGGUAACUUGGAAGUUGAUGAUCGGUGCUGGUUGGGAGUGAGUUGGCUUGUACAGAUGAAGAAGUUUUGGUAUAUCACCCACUUUUCGUUGUUAUUGGCGACUAUUGGUAUGGGUUUUGGUGCUUGUUGUCGGUUGAGACGAUUGGCUGGUUGGCCGGUUAGUUGCUGGAUGGAAGAGUGGCAUUUGUUGUUGGUGUCGGUGCUGCUGCCGGUUGAAGUGGUGGUGGCCGGCUUGUUUUGGCCGGUAUGGUGGUACGAUCCGCACUUGGUCUUUUCACGUCGAAGCUUGGUUGGGUGCCAUGCUCCGGGUGUGCUCUAUAAUGUAUGUACGCAUGGAUUACCUGUUUUGUUUCUAGGAUUGGACUACUUGUUCUUGGAGGUAAGUAAGGAGAAGCGGUAUCGGUGGGAAUUGGCGGGGUAUGCGGGAUUGGUGGCUGUUUUGUGUGUUGGACAUCGAGUGGUUUAUGGGUAUUGGCGGUACAGAAUACUUAAGGUUUUGCCGGGUUGGGGUUUGCCUUUAGGUGGCUUAGUAUUGGGUGGAGUGUUGCUGGGUGUGCAUGAAGGAUGUGCCAGAAUAAGGAGUCGGUAUUUUCGGUACUGGGUGAGACGGAGGGAGAUAAUGAAGGAGAUUCUGCUUUGGAAUGCUAACCCAAUAGGAUUAAGUAAAGAGUGUAUGGGGUGA